CUUUAUAAGACUUUAGUAUGCAUAGCGUUUAAUACUCUCGCACCCAGCUUGAAAGUUACUUUUUACUCUUCCUACCCGAUUCGCACCAAUCCCACCAUCUACUCUCAUACAUCGAGACCAUGGGCUUCGAGAACCACCAGAAGGAGGUCCGGGACCACUUCCCCGCCCUCCAGCAGAACCAGGUCUACCUCGACAACGCCGGAGGCAGCCAGACGCUCGGCACCGUCAUCGACUCCAUCCGGGACUACCUCACCGGAACCAAUGUGCAGCUUGGUGCCUCGUACGUCGUGAGCAAGAAGUCUACUGCUCUCUAUGGAGCCGCAUACAAGGCUGCUGCCAAGUACAUCAACGCCAACCCAGAUGAGAUUGUCUUCGGCUCGUCAACCACUCAGCUGUUCCGCAAUCUGUCUUAUGCUCUAAAGUUCAACCCGGGAGACGAGAUUGUAGUCUCUUGGAUUGAUCAUGAGGCCAACAUUGCUUCGUGGCUGGACCUGGCCGAGCGGCAGAACCUUGUCCUCAAGUGGUGGAAGCCAAAGCCCAGUCUGAAUCCCGAACUUCUUGCCAGUGACUUGACUGCACUCCUAUCGCCCAGGACAAGGCUGGUGACUUGUACCCAUGCGAGCAAUCUCCUGGGGACAAUCACUGAUGUGAAGGCUGUGGCCGCGGCCGCGCAUAGUGUCGGCGCUUUGCUCUGCGUUGAUGCCGUGGCGUAUGCCCCUCACCGGCCUAUCGAUGUAAAGGAUCUGGGGGUUGAUUUCUACUGCUUUUCUUGGUACAAGGUAUAUGGACCUCAUAUAUCCAUGCUCUAUGGCAGCUGGAGUGCGCAAACCCAUGUGAGACCUCUGGGACACUUUUUCAAUCCUUCCGUCUCUCUGGAAGAUAAAAUUGGCCUAGCGGGUGGAUCAUAUGAGUUGCUUCAGGCUGUUCCACACGUUGUCGAGUAUCUAGAAUCGAAAUGGGACAAUAUUAUCUCUCAAGAACUCCAGCUACAGACUACUCUUCUAAACUAUCUCAAGCAGCAGCCAAAUGUAGUUAUUUAUGGCACUCCGGAUAGCAGUGUUCGUGCCCGAGUCGCAACGAUUAGCUUCUCCGUCAAGGGAUUGAGCUCCCAGGAAAUGGUGGAACAAGUCGAAAGCAAAACGCCAUAUGGUUUCCGUUACGGAACUUACUACUCAGAACGACUGGCUCGAGAAACUUUAGGGUUGGCUAAAGAUGGUGCUGUGAGGAUUAGCAUGGUGCAUUACAAUACAUUGGAUGAAAUCGAGGGGCUUAUCAAGGCAUUGGAUGAGGUUAUUAAAAGUUCUAUUAAUACUAAAACAUCUAAGCUUUAAAGUAUAUGGAUGAAAGGAUGGAAGCAGCAUAAAUACUGACAGUUACCUACCUAGACGGCAGGAGAAGAUUGGGAGAUACAAACGAAGAGUAGGAAAAAAAAAAGCACAUGCAGAUACUGAUAUACAUCUUACUAAGAAGGGGCUCUACACGAGCAAUAUACAAAAUUAAAGAAAAUGAC
Trichoderma asperellum CBS 433.97 is the source of this 1510-nucleotide messenger RNA. RefSeq lists its product as uncharacterized. Lineage: Eukaryota; Fungi; Ascomycota; Sordariomycetes; Hypocreales; Hypocreaceae. The record is from RefSeq and is a predicted model, not a curated record.